Molecule: messenger RNA, 5626 nt
Organism: Saccostrea echinata
Lineage: Eukaryota; Metazoa; Mollusca; Bivalvia; Ostreida; Ostreidae
Product: regulator of G-protein signaling 12-like
Exons: 12
Coding region: 13-5142 (1709 amino acids)
Biological process (GO): signal transduction
Molecular function (GO): protein binding; GTPase activator activity
Source: RefSeq, a predicted model, not a curated record
UCAGAUUUAACCAUGUAUCCUCAUUUGGGGCCUCAGGCGAGUCAUCCAAAGAGGCGAAAAAAGAGGCCGAUUCAUGGGAUGAAAACAGUGGAUGUCACAAGGGGAAAAUCAGGGUAUGGGUUCACCAUAUCUGGACAGCAUCCAUGUGUUUUAAGUGUGAUUGUUCCGGGAAGUCCAGCAGAUGUGGCCGGACUAAAGACGGGAGAUUACGUGGUGUCUGUAAAUAAUCAGAAUGUCACCAAGUUCCCACACGACGACGUGGUAAGAAUGGUGGGAAUAUCCACGGGAACACUCACCCUUCAAGUGGCAGAAAAUUACAACAGUUCCGAUUCCUCGGAUGAUGAGUAUCACCACAGAAACAAAGCCAGAUAUCCAAACAGGGUUCGCCCACGUCACGCCUCUAGUCGCCACAGUGAAAAAAUUCUUGGAGAGUGUAACCAAAAAGACAAGCAUGCUCACAAUGACUACAAACACAAGGAUCCUCAUUGGUCAAAAAGUGAUUUGAAAGUUAUUCAGGGCCAAUCAAGAGUAAGAUUGCAUGAGCCAGUUGGUGCUGAAAAUGUUUAUUCCAGUUCAUCCAGUUCUAGUCUGAGUACACCAAAAAUUUCACGACCUUUAUCGGUUGAGAAACAUGGAUACAAAACACAUGAUCCUCUUUCUCUACAGCUUCCCAGAACUAAGCAAGCAGUUGUCAAGAGUACUUCACAGAGUGCCAAGUCUUCUCAAAAGGCCAGCAGCCAGCAUGACAGACACAUGAAAUCACAGUCAAGUGGGACAUUACAUGGGUCCUUUAUAGCACCUGGAAUCUCAUCCUUCCUGAAAACAUCAGCUCAUCAAGCUAACUCGGCAAAUAAUGCCUUCAUCGCCAUGGAUGAUGAUGAAGAGGAUGGUGAUGAUGAAGAUAGUCUGUUGAAUUGUAGCUUCCACGACAUGCGGGUGAUUGUUGGUUACAUCGGUUCUAUUGAAAUGCCCAGUGAUGCCAAUAAACCUCACAUCAGGCUACAGUCCAUCCGCAAUGCUGUGAGGAGAUUAAGAGUGGAACAGAAGAUCCAUACAUUGGUUUUGAUGGAAAUCUCACAGGAAGGAGUCAAGUUGACCAAUGGUAUGGGAACCACUGUGGCUCAUUAUCCAGUAGAGAGGUUGGCCUUCAGCGGAGUGUGCCCUGAUGACAAAAGGUUCUUUGGGAUCGUGACUUUACACAGUGUUAGUGGAGAUGAGAUGAGUGAUGGAACUGCUAGUCAGGAGGAAGAGUCUGCCUCUAGUGGGUCAUGCCAUGUAUUCAUGGUAGACCCUGAAAUGAGAUUCCAUAACAUCCAUGCUCAAAAAGCCAAAACUUUUGGAAUAACCUGUACCACAGCCCCAGAUCGACAUCACCAGGAGAGAAGCCAUUGUACAGAGUUUCCUAGAUCAGCCACUCCUAUCAUUGUCUCCAUUACCAAUCUGUACAAAGAUCGUCCUGCUGGCAUCAACGACAAUGAAGUAGCCUUAUCACAGGCCUUUGCUGAUCCUUCCAGAGAACCUAGAAGAAGUGUCAGCAAUAGCAGCAAUAGUGACAGCGGACUUGGUCUUGGUAGACAUGAUCCAGGCCAAGUGCAUGGAGCAGAUGCAGCGGUCAGGCUACCAGAAAACCAAGCACCUAAUCCUCCUCAAGCUGUUUGGCAGAAUCCAAGUUUUCCUUUGGUGGAUGGUCCUGUUCAACAUUGUUCGCCAGGUGUGCAAACCAUGCCAACACCUUUAAGAGAUGCCCAGCUAAUGCCAGCACCCUCUAGUGUGUUCCGGAGAUUGAACAGGUCCAAUAGUAGUGAUGAUUGCUCAACAUUAAAUAAACAGAAAGACAAGUUCAGUAUAAGAGCCAUGCCAGAUCCGCUCAAUACAUCAAGAUUUAGGGCAUUUUCCUCACUCAAGGGGAAUAAAUCUUACCAAGCCAAUGACAGUGAUCAUGAAUCAAACUCUUCCAAAAAUAGUGACAUGUUUCGCUCUUUUUCACACAGUGAUUUGCAACGACCUGUAUCUGUUCCUCCCAGAACAAUGGAAGAUAGUUUCACAACCCCUCUCAACAACAGCAAAGUAGAGAAAGUGGAAAUGGAAGCGAAUAAGAAGUUGAGUCCUAGAGCACAUCUUCCACCUUUCCACCAGCUGCGUUCUCCUUCAGCUCCACCCACUUUGCACCAGCAGCCUGAUUCAGAUGUGGAAGAUUUUGAUUUUCCACACAACAAUAGUGGUAUGGGGGGCCUGAUUGAACGAUUUGAGCAGGACCACGCUCUCAGAAUCUCUUCUCCAGCUGAUGUGACCAGACGCUAUUCAGAGGGUUACUCUCUAGCUAUAAAGAGAGACAAGGACAGAACACCAGAAGAUGGGGAUAAAUGGUUAAAGCCGAACACAAUACGUCAUCGGAGAGCCUCGCGACUUCAAGCACCCCUCAGUCAUUCACACGAGUCUCUCAUUGCCUUGGAACAUGAUCACCAAGGACACCGAAUCUCAGCUGCCGGCAGCGUCAACAACAUCAACUCACCCAACAGCGAUGACGAGGAAGAUCUCAAAGUGGAAGAAAUCGGUAGGGUCGCUGGAUGGGCCGUUAAUUUUGAGAAACUUCUCAAGGAUGGAUCUGGAUUGGUUAUUUUUACGGAAUUUCUGAAAAAAGAAUUCAGCCAGGAGAACAUUAUUUUCUGGAAGGCUGUAGAGCAGUACAAAAAGGUCGUGGAGGCCGACAAACGCAAAGCCAGAGCUAAGGAAAUCUUUACGAAGCAUGUGUCUGUUAAAGCCACGGACCCAAUUAAUAUUGAGCAGAAUGCUCGCCAGCAAGUAGAAAAACAGCUGGACAAUCCAAGCACUAGUACAUUUGAUCGACCACAACAAGAGAUCUUCAAGCUGAUGAAACAAGACAGUUACCCCAGGUUCAUUAAAUCUGAGAUGUACAAAGUCUACCUCAUGAGAGAAAUGGAGGGAAAGCCUCUCCAGCUACCAAAACCCGAGGGGGAGGAACAGACAGGAAAAGCAAAGAAAGACAAGAAAAAAUCCAAAGACAAGGACGCCGAGGAGAAAGACAAAGAGAAGAGACGACGAUCACUGCUCCCCUUACCCUGGGGUAAAAAAACUAGUAAACAGAAUCUCAAGGUGACAUCAGACACAGACCUCAAGAAACAGAACAAAGAGAAAGAGAAGAUGUCUGUGUCAUCGUCGUCGGUCACCAAGGAAGUGAACAACAACAUGAUGUCACAACGCAAGCCGGCGUCUGGACCCGGGAUUGACCUCAGCACCAUGAGGAAAGAGGUCCAAGCUAACACCAAAGAGGUCAAAGACAAAGAUGGUACAGAAGAAAAGAAUAUGAAAUUCUGUCGUGUGAUCCUUCCCGAUGGAUCCACCACUGUGGUGUGCACCAAGCCAGGCCAGAACAUCCGUACUGUGCUGGGACGCCUUUGUGAGAAAAGGAGUCUUUCCAUCGCAGCUGUUGAUGUCUUCCAGCUGGGUUCAGACAAGCCUCUGGAUUUGGGCGAGGACAUUUCCACACUGGGAUCAAAGGAGGUCAUGAUCGAAAGGCGUGUAUUAUUCCGCAUGGAUCUUCCCCACAGGAAGUCAAUCGGAGUUAAGGCCAAGCCCAACCGCACAGUCCGUGAUGUGUUCAAACCAAUUCUCAACAAAUAUGGCUUUAAGCUGGAUAAUAUAACUGUUCAGCUGUCGGGACAGACCGGAUAUGUUGACAUAGAUGAACAAGUCUCCACCAUUGAUAACCAACGUGUUGUGAUCUCAACCAUCGAAAACUCUGGAUCUCAAGCUAGUACUAGUGAUGGCUCCACAUCUAGUGUCUCGCCAAUGGCCGUAAAAUAUCCCCCCGAUUUCCACAUCGACCCCCAGAGCUGCUCGAUCUCUCUCGAUGCAAUCACCAAUCGUAUCUUUGAGGAUUUAUUGAAAGGCAAAUCCAAGAAGGCUCAUAAUUUUGACGAACUUGGAAUUUUAGAUUUGGAUUCGCGGGAGAAGGAAGCCUUGAAAGGAACAGCAGAAGAUCGUCCAUCUUUGGGUUUGUUUGGUCUGCUGAGAAAAGACUCAGCAUACGGAAAACAGGCGUCGGAGCUAGCAAAGACGAAGACCCGCCACAAAGUUACAUUUAACCUGCAGAAAAAUCAAACACGCAAGUCCUCCAGGGACCCAGAUGAGGAGAGAUUCCUUGAACUGUUAACUAAAGCACAGAGCAGUCGUAUGGAUGAUCAACGGGGACUAGGAACAUCAGCUUCAGAAAUUCCAGAGUUUUUACGGAACAAAGUGGAAUAUCCCUCUGGGAGGGAGAGUGCUCCUCCGAUUCUGAAACAUGAUAAAUCUCAUCGGAAGGGAAUAGUGGGAACUCCUGAAGACUAUGUGCAAAACGAAAAUGAAUAUUUUACGUCGUACACGCGCGGUCAAGUCUCUAUGAGACCCUCAUCUGUUCCAGCAGAUUCAUUUCAAGAUCAUUCAUCCUCACAAGGAGUUAUGGACUCUAAUGAUGACAGUUAUAUAGUUAAUCAGGAUCAGAGCUUUAGUGCUGAUGGUGUGCUACCGUCAUCGAGUGAAGCAGAGGUCUAUUUUCAGACCACGGAUCCCGACAGUGCUGACUUUGAUGAUCCGCGAUUGGCCGAGAAAGGCUUACGUGACCUCGGCUUUGAUUACAGUUAUAACAUGUAUCAGGCUAAGGCUUGGGGCUAUUCUCGCCAUCGACCCACCGGGCUCUCACCUACAAGACAAAAGAAACUGACCCCCAGUAAACAAUUAGUGACACCCACAGAGAGAUUCUCGUUAGACGAGGCUGCUCUUCUGGACAGUAGUCGAGAUACGGACAAAACGUUAGUAGGUUCACAAUUGGAGGAAAGACCAAACUCUUUACCCGCAGCCAUGGAUCGCAUCUCACCCAGAGCCUCCUACUCACCCGCUGUGUCUCCAUUUGGGGGAUACGCAAGGAAAUCUGUUGGUGAAAACACAGUUAAUCAUUCAACUCCAAAGGCAGAGUCCAUGACAUCCCGAUACUCUAAUCAUAAAUCGGCAUUCCAUGCCCCAGCUGUUCAUAUGGGUUCACCAAUCACAGGGAAUACGUCUUUUAGUGGAGAUAUGAAUGAGUCUCAAAAAGCCAUGAUUAUAGACUUGGGGAGCUCUGAUGAAAAUGUAACUUUUGUGUAGAGUCUUUAGAUUUGUAAGGUUUUAUUUCUAUUUCAGGUACUUUCUUUUUUUGAGUUAGUGCUAUCAGUUUUCAUUGUGCUAUCGCUUUUGAAGUACAUAGUAUUUUUUUUUACUGACUUUGUUUUAAACUGUACAGAAUAUCCUAAAGCAAAUCAUAGAUCUUCAAGUUUUUAAAGUCAUUCUUCAUUAGCUUAUUGCAUUUAAAAUGUGAUACAUGUAAUAAGAAAAAAACUAGCUUUAAAUUGGAAUAUUGAGGAUGAAUAUCGUGCAAAAGAUAAAAAUGUGUGAAUAUGUAAUAUACAAGUCAACUGCCACUCUGUGUGUAUAUGUAUUAUGGUGCUAAUUUGUGUAGUAAUUCUGUUUGUGUGUAAAUAGUUUUGGAACCUCAGAGUGUAAGUGGUGUGUAUAUUGUCUUUUUCAUGUAACAGCAAAUGAAAGAAAUAUUUCUAUAUUAAAUGACCCAAAAAUUAAUAAAAAAAAAACU